CCCGAGCAGAGCCGCAAAUUUUCAGGGUUUGCCCGCUCCCUCGCCUGAGGCGUGCUCAUUUGUGCUCCAGAUGUUUAUGCGAGGUACGCUAUCUUAACUACGGACUCGCUACUCCUUCAACCUAUUCCACAACAUGGCGGCUUCAAAGGUCGGCAUCGAACUCGUGUUUGGUGGUGGGUCAGUUGGUUCAGGAACGGUUUAUGAAGACAACGCUGUCUUGAAGAAAGCAUUGGAAGUCUUGAAGAAGGAAGGCGUCGGAAACCUGGAAGCAGUUAAUGAGGUUUACAAAGCGGGCAAGUUUUAUCGCUUCGGCUUGUCGAACUACAAACCUGAGGAUGUGCAGAAGGUCUUCGACGUUUGCAAGGCAAAUGGUUUUCCUCUGCCAACAGCAUACCAAGGAAACUACUCCGCUGUCGACCGAAGGCUUGAGAACACACUCUUUCCUACGCUUAAAAAGCUGGGAAUCUCCUUCUACGCAUACUCUCCAAUGGCUGGGGGGUUUCUGUCGAAGACAAAGGAAGACAUCGAGAAAGGUGCCGGGAGGUUCAAUGAGUCGUCUCCGGGAGACAGCAUGUACACCAAAAUGUACAAGAAGCCGGCGUACUUGGAAGCGCUUGCAGUCUGGGACAGCAUCGCAAACGCUACCGGCUGCAGCAAAGCCGAGCUUGCAUACCGCUGGGUUGCCUUCAACUCUCAGCUGAACGCCGAAUAUGGUGACGGGAUCUUGCUCGGGGCCCACAACAUCGAGCAGCUCCAGAGCACCUUGAACAAUCUGAAGAAAGGACCACUAGCGCCUGAAAUUGCGGACAAGAUCAACCAGAUGUGGACCAAGCUUCGGGAUGAGGCUCCGACAGAUAAAUUUCCACCUCUAACCAAGCCGCGCUGGGUGAGCGCACGUACGUAG
Messenger RNA from Trematosphaeria pertusa, 904 nucleotides. RefSeq names its product Aldo/keto reductase. NCBI's taxonomy places the organism in Eukaryota, Fungi, Ascomycota, Dothideomycetes, Pleosporales, Trematosphaeriaceae. Bases 134 to 904 code for a protein of 256 amino acids. The transcript is spliced from 2 exons. The record is from RefSeq and is a predicted model, not a curated record.